Messenger RNA from Corylus avellana, 2423 nucleotides. Its product is annotated as pentatricopeptide (PPR) repeat-containing protein. The record is from RefSeq and is a predicted model, not a curated record. Gene Ontology annotation, cellular component: chloroplast stroma. Lineage: Eukaryota; Viridiplantae; Streptophyta; Magnoliopsida; Fagales; Betulaceae. Gene Ontology annotation, biological process: positive regulation of translation. Gene Ontology annotation, molecular function: protein binding; rRNA primary transcript binding; mRNA binding.
AGGUAUACAAAAAUAUCCUGAAAAACGUCUAUACUUGAGAGUAUUGAGUUAAGCAUACUCCCUCUCUCUCUCUCUCUCUGCCUCUCUGCAAUGGCUACUGCUUUGUCUACGGCUCUAGAUGUCCAUUUUACAGGGCAUCUCUCAGACACAAAGAGACCCAUUAUCUUCAACUCUCCACACAGACAACACAGAGUGAGGAGAGUUACCAUUUUGUGCAGCUCUUCCAAAUCUCCCCCAAAGGUGUCUCCAAAUUUGAUAGACCCAAACCACAAAAACCCAUCUUUAUCUGAGCAACUCAAGCCUCUAUCCACAACCACCCUCUCUGAACCUUCCAAGGACCAAACCCAGCUCUUGUCCAAGCCAAAGUCCACCUGGGUUAACCCCACCAAGCCCAAACGCUCCGUGCUCUCCCAUCAGCGGCAGAAACGCUCUUCUUACUCGUACAAUCCUCAAAUCAAAGAGCUCAGGCAGUUUGCCCAGAGGCUCAAUGACUCUGACAACUCUGAAGUUGCUUUCUUGGCCGCUCUUCAGGAAAUCCCUCACCCACCCACCAGAGAAAACGCGCUUUUGAUACUCAACAGCUUGAGGCCAUGGCAGAAAACCCAUUUGUUCUUCAAAUGGAUCAAGACCCAAAAUUUGUUUCCCCUGGAAACUAUAUUCUACAAUGUCACAAUGAAAUCUUUGAGGUUUGGAAGGCAGCUUCAGCUCAUGGAGGACCUUGCCCAUGAGAUGAUUAGCAAUGAGAUUAAGCUUGAUAAUAUCACAUACUCCACCAUUAUUACUUGUGCCAAAAAGUGCCAUCAUUUCGAUAAGGCUGUGGAGUGGUUUGAGAGGAUGUACAAGACUGGUUUGAUACCUGAUGAGGUGACAUACUCAGCUAUUCUAGAUGUGUAUGCCAAAUUGGGCAGGGUUGAGGAAGUGGUAAAUUUGUACGAGAGAGGGAGGGCUACUGGGUGGAUACCUGACCAUGUUACCUUCUCUGUUUUGGGGAAGAUGUUUGGUGAAUCUGGGGACUAUGAUGGUAUUAGGUAUGUGUUGCAAGAGAUGAGGUCUCUUGGUGUGCAGCCUAAUUUGGUUGUGUAUAAUACAUUGUUAGAGGCAAUGGGGAAGGCUGGAAAGCCUGGUUUAGCUAGGAGUUUAUUCGAGGAAAUGGUCGAAUCCGGGUUAACCCCGAGCGAGAAAACGUUAACUGCACUUGUUAAGAUUUAUGGCAAGGCAAGGUGGGCUCGAGAUGCUUUGGAAUUGUGGGAGAAAAUUAGGUCGAACGGGUGGCCGAUGGAUUUGAUUUUGUAUAAUACAUUGUUGAAUAUGUGUGCAGACCUUGCAUUGGAGGAAGAGGCUGAGAGGCUGUUCGAGGACAUGAAGAGUUUGGAGAAUCGCAGGCCGGAUAGUUGGAGUUACACAGCAAUGCUUAAUAUAUAUGGGAGUGGAGGGAAAGUUGAUAAGGCAAUGGAGGUGUUUGAAGAAAUGUCUCAGUUGGGUGUUGAGCUCAAUGUAAUGGGCUGCACUUGUUUGAUUCAGUGCUUGGGUAAGGCUAAGAGGAUUGAUGAUUUGGUUAGGGUUUUUGGUGUUUCAGUUGAAAAAGGGGUUAAGCCGGACGAUAGGCUUUGCGGAUGCCUCCUUUCUGUUGUGUCCUUGUGUGAGGUAGAUGAGGACAUUGGUAAGGUUCUUGCCUGUUUGCAGCGAGCUAACCCAAAGUUGUUUGUCCUUGUGGAAUUGGUAACAGAAGAGAAGACUGGUUUUGAAACUGUCAAGGAAGAGUUUAGGGGUAUUCUCAGUGAAACUGCAGUCGAAGCCCGGAGACCCUUCUGUAAUUGCUUCAUUGAUAUCUGUAGAAGUAGAAAGCUUCACGAGAGAGCUCAUGAAUUGCUCUACUUGGGAACCCUAUAUGGGUUGUACCCAGGUUUGCACAACAAGACUGUAGAUGUGUGGUGCUUGGAUGUUCGGUCCCUGUCUGUUGGUGCAGCUGAGACUGCGCUGGAAGAGUGGAUGGGGACUUUGUCCAAGAUUGUUCAGCGCAAGGAGGAAUUGCCAGAAUUACUUUUAGCUCAAACAGGUACAGGAACUCACAAAUUCUCUCAAGGACUGGCCAAUUCCUUCGCUUCUCAUGUCAAGAAACUUGAUGCACCAUUCAGACAGAGUGAAGAUAAAGUUGGUUGCUUUGUGGCAACUCGAGAAGAAUUAGUGUCGUGGGUGCAGUCACGGAUUCCAUCUCCUGCUGUUGCAGCGUAGAUGUGAACCAACUGUAAUUACUGAGGCAAUAAUAGCUUUCCUCAUUCCUUAAUAUGUUAAUAGUUGUAAUUCACAUUUUUGAACUUAGCUUUUAUUAUUGCAAACCUUAUACUUAUCCUGCUUUAGAGUUUUGAAUGGAACAUUGAUCUUAUCUUGAUCUCAUAACAGACGGGAUGGUUUCAUUGGCUUUA